GGUUUUUCAAGCAGCUCGACAGAAAAGCGGAGACGGGCAGACAUCAUUUCUCUCUCGGCGUCUUUGGACUAUCCGCGCCAAGAAGACCUGGAGAAACCGUAUUUGUUUCUGUAGAGGAACAUAUUUAUCUGAUAUAACUCGCUCAAACUAGCUAUGGCCGACACCGUCGUUGACACAACCGCAGCUGCUGAGGUUACCGCCAAGGAGCCGGUGAAGGAGAAGAAAGAAGUUGAAGUGGAAAAGGAGGAGGCGGAGGAGAAGACGGACAAUGGAGACGCACCUGCUAAUGGCACAAAUGGAAAUCACGAAGACAAAGGGGAGGCUGAAGAGGACUGUAAAAAUGGAGAGAAGAAAGACGAGGAGGUGACCCCUGCCGAGGGGACCGACGCACAGAAGCGUGCUGCCGAGGAGGAAGAGGAAAAGGUGGACACAAAAAAGCAGAAGACAGAGGAGAACGGCGACUCAAAAGAGGCAGAAGUGGAGGCCUGAAGACGCCUGCCCUGCCUCACGUUUGGAGCACUGUCGUACCGGCCUGGUCAACAUUGUUUGUAGAGCUUGUGCUUUCUGUAUCUUUGAGAGAUCAUACUUUUCGUUCGCUCCCAUGUUAUCGCAUUGCACUGGAGUCCUGAAACAUAGUGGCCCUGUCUCUCUUCCUUUUAUUUUUUUUUAAAGAAAUGUUAUUUAUUGGUCUUUAAAAUUAGCCUUUUUUUUACUUGUUCAAGUUGGGCCAUGCUGUGAGAUCAGUUUUUCAUUUCUUGGUUUUUAUAUCUGUACGUUUUGAAGCACAAUCUCUAUUGUUUCACUGCUGACCAGAAGAAUCCUACAUCACAGGCAGCUGCUCACCUUCAAGGCUCAUGUUGACCUCUCAGAUUCACUUAAAGGACCAAAGAUAAGUUUUAAGCAGGGGCUAAUGACGGAUCGUUGUUGGCAUUGAUAGAUGAUGCAUAAUCUUUUGUGUUGCGCUGCUAGUUCAUCCCUGGCUUGGCUGCCAUGUUAACAUAACAGAUGGUGCAAGCGAAGAAGCGGGCUCAGUCUUGCACCUCCAUGCAGAUGCAUCUCUGGUGCAGGGUUUUGCAAUUUGUUGAAUUAACCCCUCUUAAAUCUUAACACUUUGGUCGUUCGCCCUGUAUGCAUUCCACGCAAGUUUGUACCAUUUCUAUGUUUUUCCCUUCAGUUCAACAAGUUCUAUGUUAUGGCUGGUAACCCAGUUUUGUGUCUUAAGACGGCUUUUUUUCAGAAACAUUCGGUUACAGCCACUGCUUUGUAUAUUCUGAUUAAAAAAGAAGAAAUUGUCUUUUUA
Synchiropus splendidus (mandarinfish) is the source of this 1300-nucleotide messenger RNA. Its product is annotated as parathymosin. NCBI's taxonomy places the organism in Eukaryota, Metazoa, Chordata, Actinopteri, Syngnathiformes, Callionymidae. The coding region runs from base 154 to 489 and encodes 111 amino acids. The record is from RefSeq and is a predicted model, not a curated record. The transcript is spliced from 5 exons.